Molecule: messenger RNA, 3076 nt
Organism: Oncorhynchus gorbuscha (pink salmon)
Lineage: Eukaryota; Metazoa; Chordata; Actinopteri; Salmoniformes; Salmonidae
Product: LIM/homeobox protein Lhx6-like
Exons: 8
Coding region: 851-1843 (330 amino acids)
Biological process (GO): forebrain neuron development; regulation of transcription by RNA polymerase II; neuron differentiation
Cellular component (GO): nucleus
Molecular function (GO): RNA polymerase II transcription regulatory region sequence-specific DNA binding; DNA-binding transcription factor activity, RNA polymerase II-specific
Source: RefSeq, a predicted model, not a curated record
CAUAUAAUUUCAAAAUGUGCCUAUGCUCUAUAGGCUAUCGACUCAUUACAAGUGAAUACUUAUUUGCUUGCGCUGCUCUCUGAAAUAUCCUAGCGGAUUGGUUUUUUGUUUUCCACGCUCCAGCCUAUGUUUAAUGACAAUUAUAUAGACAUUUCACAAUUUGUGCUAGCGUAAUUUCGUUUAAACGAAGGCCAAAAUGGAUUCUGAAUCCCACCCAAACCCAGAUUUUUGGCACUCUUGAAUACCGUUAUAAUCACCAAGAGAGCUUCAAGUGGCCUAUCAUAAGCGAAGCCGAGACAAUCACGCUCCUUUAUGUUUCAAGUUAUGUACAUUGUCUCCUAUGAAUAGUGCGACGUUCAAGAGCCUCUUCACAUCCUAGUCUUGUGUACAGAAAUUCGAUUUUCGAUUACGGCUAUUAAAAUUAAAAUAUGCAAUUCUUCUGGUGGCGCGAUGCCUUCUCUGAUUGACAGUUGAAAUUGACACCCUGGCUGCCUCUAAUCUCGAGCAUUUGAAGCCAUCACUAAUUGCAGGUAGUCCAUCUUUUCAGUGUUUUCGAUUGCAUGGGAACUAUUAGGCUAUGCGAUUAUUUUAGGAGGUAGCCUACGGGUUGUACAUAAAGAGGAAAAGAAAUCCUAAUUCUAAUUGCUUCAUCAAAAUGAUCUUUUGUUGCCAGGGUUUAAAUGCCUAAGAAAGUAUUAUUCAUUGUUUUGCACCGGAUAUAGCUUGAGGUAUGGGCUGGUAGGGAUGCAUAGCCGAAAGCGCAAAGCAGAGCAGGGCGCAGAGCAGACUUCAGUCGCAGCUCCAGGCUUCGUCUACACGGCUGUUUUCCCACAAACAGAAUAGCUUCAUAAUGUCUCACUCCGACGGGGAGCCUCACGAGGAUGUGAAAGUAGAGGCUCCUUUCCUGCCCAGUCCUCCGGUAACACCGUCUAUGUGCUCGCCUCCGACCCUGGCCUCCCCGACGCCGGUUCGGUCUACCGGGAAAAACCAGUGUGCCAGCUGCGGCACAGAGAUCCAAGACAGAUACCUACUGAAGGUGAACAAUUUGAAUUGGCACGUGGGAUGUCUGGAGUGUUCAGUCUGCAGAGUAUCAUUACGUCAGCACAAUAGCUGCUACAUCAAAAACAAAGAAAUCUUUUGCAAAUUGGAUUAUUUCAGUAGGUUUGGCACCAAGUGUAGCCAGUGCGGGCGCCAGGUGUUUGCCACUGACUGGGUACGGCGGGCACGGGGCAGUGUGUACCACCUGGCCUGCUUCGCCUGCUACUCCUGUAAGAGGCAGCUGUCCACGGGGGAGGAGUUUGGUCUGGUGGAGGGCCGGGUGCUCUGUCGGGCCCACUAUGACACCAUGGUGGAGAACCUCCAGAGAGCGGCGGAGAACGGGACAGGUCUGACUUUAGAGGGAGCCUUGCCCUCGGAUCAGGAUGGCCAACCCAAACCAGCCAAGAGAGCACGCACUUCCUUCAGCGCUGAGCAGCUACAGGUGAUGCAGUCUCAGUUUUACCAAGACAACAACCCUGAUACUCAGACCUUACAGAAGCUGGCAGACAUGACAGGACUGAGCAGACGGGUCAUACAAGUUUGGUUUCAAAACUGCAGAGCAAGGCAUAAAAAGCAUCCUCCCCCCCCCAGUACAACGGUCACCUCCAGGACGCCCCUUACCCCCACUCUAGAUUGCCCCCCCUCACUGCCAGACAACCUCUACUCCCCCUUCAGCAGUCCUGACAGACCACACCUGCUGGCUCUGCAUGGAUAUAUAGACAGUCAUCCCUUCUCAAUGCUGUCCUCCCCUAACCACCUCAUCCACCCAGGCAUGACCUUACCACAGUUGCCCAUCAGCCACUAAGUCAUGCCCCUGAGACCACCUCCUCCACAAGCCGUCUCUCUCGCGGACCUUUCCAUCCCAAACCUCUGAGAACAGUUCAACAUCUGUCUCCUCCAUUUGACUACACAAGAGGACUUUUACCGUCUCCAUAGUAUGUCAAAGGUGGAGAUAUCACAUAUUCAAAUGGAUGGACGGUUUUUAUAAAGGCAGCUAGACUUUAGAUCGUCGUGGGGAAAACAUCCCAGUUCAAUACAAAUGUGGUGAUCAUCGGGACCAGAUUACACCACCCAUUCCUUGACAGGGAAUGAGUUGGAUCUCCAGGACCAGGGUUAGGAACAGGAAGACUCUUCCAACAGAACAUUUCAAUUCAAUCCCUGCGGAUUCAGAUUUUUCAUUGUCUUAUUCAUCAAUUUAUAGUACUGAAGGUAUUUUAUUUUUCAAUUCCAUUCGUUUUAAAUAUGACUUUUUUUCUGUUACUCCGUCUGCUUGUUUUCCUGUAUAAAACCCUCCCAUGCAUGGACUUACAUAUUUCUGUGUAAGGUGAGGAUGAAGACUCUUCUGAUCUUGUGUGUUUAGAGAGAGGCCGUCUUGUGUGUCCUAUUUACUUAUUUCGCUUGUGAAAUGGAAAGCUUGUGUCCAUUUAUUUAUUCAAAAAAUAUACUUCACCAAGAAGCACUUUUUAAAAAUGCUUUCAAAUGAAAGAAAUCAUUUAUUGUAAAUUGUACAUAUUUUACAGAUGUAAUAAAAUGUGCCUAAAAGAGUGUUGGAAAAAUAGAUCUGUUGAAAAAUAGAUUUCACGUAAAUUCACAUAGAAAUAAAACACUUUGGUUUUUCAGCAAGACAUGAAGGAUUUAAUUCUUAGUGAUCCCUUCGUGCACCAAAUCCCAUUAACGAGAUUGAUUUGACAACACCCAGUGCCAUAAUCUUUACGUUAAGGAUUUAAGUCCAAUCAUCUUGUGUAAUACUGAGAAUGCUGUGCUGAAGAUAAAAUACACACUUUAACUUUAACCCACCCACUCACCCCGCUGAUAGAAGCACCUUACACUCAUUGAACAACAUUAAAUCCACCAGGCCACCCGGUAAAGGCCAAGUAUCCUUCAUAACCUGUAUUUAACAGCAAUAUUCAUAGGUAUGUAACGGUCAAGCUACAGGUUGAGGGACCCCAAUUUAGUCCCUAUGUGUUUAACGUCCGCAACAAUCAAUCUGAUGGCAAGAACCAUUUAAAGUGUUUAACUCUGUGGAUAGUAUUGAUCA